Molecule: messenger RNA, 1508 nt
Organism: Alternaria alternata
Lineage: Eukaryota; Fungi; Ascomycota; Dothideomycetes; Pleosporales; Pleosporaceae
Product: Trimethyllysine dioxygenase
Exons: 2
Coding region: 1-1230 (409 amino acids)
Biological process (GO): carnitine biosynthetic process
Cellular component (GO): mitochondrion
Molecular function (GO): iron ion binding; trimethyllysine dioxygenase activity
Source: RefSeq, a predicted model, not a curated record
AUGAACAAAGCCAAGGAAUUGAGCACAUUCACUAAACUGCUAGCCUAUGAGCUCAACAAGAUUUACGGUCACCAACGCUUUCUCAAGAGACUCUUGAGAGGCAUGUACAGACUCUAUGUCGACUCGCGACUAAUACCGAAUAUUUGGUUGCGGGAUAAUUGCCAAUGCGGAAGUUGCAUGCACGACACUACCAAGCAGCGACUGAUUGACACGUUCUCUAUACCCAAGGAUAUCUCGAUCAAAUCACACUGGAUCGAGGGUGAAGGAGAAGAUCCCACAUUCAAGAUUGAGUGGAGUGACGGCCACGAGAGCAGAUACCUGCGCUCUUUCCUGGCUCAAACCACCACUACUGAGGACUUCAAAGCCAUUCAGCGCCAAGGACUUGUCGAACUCAACCUAUGGGAUUCAAGAAUCGCCUCCAACCCCCCAACACAGGCAUACCACCACGUGAUGAGCCGCGAUCCCAAAAAACUUCUGAGGAAGAUCCGCACACAUGGAUUUUGCUACGUCGACGGAACACCUUCUGAAAAUCCUUUGUUCACAAAGAUGUUACUGGAGAGGAUUUCUUUCAUUCGUGAAACGCAUUAUGGGGGCUUCUACGACUUUACUGCGGAUCUAGCAUCAAACGACACAGCAUACACCAACAUCGCUCUCGAAGCUCACACAGACACGACCUACUUCUCCGACCCCGCGGGUCUGCAAGCCUUCCACUUGCUCUCGCACACCGACGGCGAAGGCGGCGCGAGCUUGCUCGUCGACGGAUUCAAAGCCGCAGAGGAGCUGAGACAAACAGAUCGGAAAGCAUACGAAAUCUUGUCCACGGUGAAUGUUCAUGCACACGCAAGUGGAAACGAGGGUAUAAGUAUACAGCCCUACCGCGGUUUCCCCGUCCUAGAACACGACACCGCUACCGGUGACCUCCUCCGCGUUCGGUGGAAUUCUUCCGAUAGAGCCUCCAUCGAGCUGCCCAUCGAAGAAGUCGAGACGUGGUACGAUGCAGCCCGAAAAUUCGACGCCAUACUCAAGAAAAAGGAGAAUGAGUAUUGGGAACAGCUUGUCCCAGGGAGGGUACUUAUCUUCGAUAACUGGAGGGUGUUGCAUGGGCGGAGUAGCUUUACAGGGAAGCGGAGGAUUUGUGGAGGGUAUGUCAACAGGGACGAUUGGAUAAGCAAGUUUAAGAUGCUAGAGUUCGGCAGCGAAGACGUGUUGAAGGGGUUGGCUGUGAAUUAGAUGUGAAAAAGGAAGAAAAAAAAACUUGACAAGGUAGAAAUACUGUACACAGGACAUGUUUUCAGGAGCUGGUAGUGGUGUGCAAAAACGUGAUGUCUGGUUCAUCAGAACUUAUAUACACUCUGGAUACCACAUUGACCGUUCCCCUACGAACCCCUCGCAGCCCUUUCCUGUUCCAGCUCCAACUCGGCUUGGCGAUAGUACUUGGCCGUGUCCACACCGUGGUAAGGGUGGUUGACAAAGUUUGGCCACGUGAGGACAUGAGCAAAUGUAGCCGC